GCAGCCAAAACAAAACGGAAAACGCUGAAAACCCCGAAUAUUUCGUUAUAAAGAAAACUCCGCGCUGAAGGAAGGAAACAAGGACGAGAGCCUGGCACCUGCAAAAAGGAGCGGAAAAUUGCAGGACAAGUGUUGUGCGGAUUUUCGCGGAAAACCAGGAAGUGGACAGGAAAACGGAGAAGGGAAACUGAAUAGCUUGAGAGGACUCGCAGCUGGAGAGCUAUUUGAAUUUGAAUCCAGGUCCUCGCAGCUGGCCAUGGCCAUGAACUUCUACGACGAGGAGAUCACAAUCGGCGGACCCGACUCCAAGCACCUGAGCAGUGUUCAAAUGGAGCCGCGAAAUGGUGGACCAAACGUUGGCCGAGGGGGUGGCGCAGGAGGAGGCACAUUGGGCGGCGAAGGACGGGCGGCCGGCGCCACUGGAGGUGCACAAAGAGCCGCCGCAGGCAGGCAUCGUCGAAUGCAAUUCCAAAGCAACUCUACGGAUGACGAUGGCCUUCUGCAGGACAUCAUUGAUCACGACGACGAGGCGGAGGACAGUGAUGACGACGAUGACAGUGAGAUGCACUUACCCCAAGGAAUGACCAUGGGUGUGGGGAUGACAGGCCUGGUACCGGGACAACACUCCCAAAAACGGCCAGGAAGCAAUCGAAGCUCAAAGCAGCAGCCGGAUGACACCAUGAGUUCCGGGAGCGAGGAGGCAGCCAUGGGAGGAGAAAUGGGAUCUGGAUCGGGAGGUGCAAGAGGAGGUGCCAAGCUACCGCACCAUAAGUUAACCCUCCCGAUGAGGAGCAGUGCUGGCGGAGCAGGAAGAUCCGAGCGGCAGGAAGAACAAUCCUUCAGCAUGAGUCCGGAUAAAUGGGAGGAACUAUCCUUACCAGGGGACCUAAAGGAUCUCUUUCCCUAUAUCGUGAAGUACACCCCACAAACGAUUGAGACUCCGUUUCAUUUGCAACCAUUUAUCCCGGAAUUUGUGCCCGCAGUGGGAGAUGUGGAUGCCCUGCUGAAAGUCCAGGCUCCUCCACUUUUGCAACCGCAACGGCAGAAGGAGUUGGAUGACCACUUGGCUAAGUUGGGCUUGUGGCUGCUCGACGAACCAUCUGGCACUCAAAGUGAACCCAGUCUCCUGAAUAUGAAACUCCGAUCGGUGUUAAGUGGAAGCAUGGGGCGUAAUCCCCGUCAUGCCUCCUCAGCUUCUCUUAUUCCCACCGCCCGAUCGGCCAAGGAUAUUGACAAAUGGAUCUCAGAAGUGGAACAGGUGCACAUGACUCAAGCGAUGUACGAUGCUCAGCCCAGAAAGGAUAUAGACGCCCUCUUGGAGGAUUGGCCAAGAUCUUUUGGCGAUGACGCAACCAAGAAUGCUUUAGAUCAGGCCUACAGAUCUUGCCUGCAGCAGAAUAUAUCUUUGGCUGACUAUGUGAGAGUUCUUUGCGAGAGAUUCGGAGUGGAAGGACCUUUGGAGUCGCAAGCGGACUAUAUUCAUAACGUUCAGACAUUAUUUGCUCUUUACUUGGCUGCCAGCCAAGCCUGGGAAUAGAAUAAGUUUUAUAAAUUACCCAAAGUCAUUCAUAAACAUGUACUUAAA
Messenger RNA from Drosophila ficusphila, 1585 nucleotides. It is a transcript of the gene IFT46, whose product is annotated as intraflagellar transport protein 46 homolog. The coding region runs from base 257 to 1537 and encodes 426 amino acids. The record is from RefSeq and is a predicted model, not a curated record. NCBI's taxonomy places the organism in Eukaryota, Metazoa, Arthropoda, Insecta, Diptera, Drosophilidae. The transcript has 2 exons. Gene Ontology annotation, cellular component: motile cilium; centrosome; intraciliary transport particle B. Gene Ontology annotation, biological process: intraciliary transport; cilium assembly.